AUGAGUCAUCCCUUCGAGGUCACCGGCAUCGAUUUUGCGGGACCAGUAAUGUUGAAGCGAAGGAGGAACUACCACAAGAGCUAUUUUGUCCUCUUCACUUGUGCCGUCACAAGGGCUGUGCACCUAGAGCUGUGCGAGGACAUGUCGGCGAUCAAGUUCUUGCAAGCCUUCCGAAGAUUUACAGCUCGUAGGGGAAUCUGCCAAACCAUCUACUCGGACAAUGCCUUGACGUUCAAAAAGGUCGCAAGAGAAAUUCGGGACAUACAGAGGAUCUUAACGGACCCACUGGUGCAGGACUAUUCUUCACCAUUGAGGAAAACCCUGUCCAGGAACGUCGUAGACUUCAUCGAAAUGCAAACUAUGCUGGCUGAGGUGGAGGCGAUGAUGAACUCAAGACCUAUAACCUUUGUUUACAACAAAAACUCCGAGCCGACACCUCUCACUCCAGCAACCAUGAUAAUGGAAAGACGUGUACUCGCACCACCAUCGACGGAAUCCACCACAUCGCGGAACACAAUCCAUGACCCAUCGUCCACCGAGAUAAGGGAGACAUGGAGAAGACAGCAGCACUACGUCAAUGCAGUAUGGAAUAGGCGGCAGCAAGAAUACCUCUCGGAACUACGUUCUGCAUACCACUCCAAAGGGACACACGACUGCGACGUACGAACCGGAGAUGUAGUUCUCGUCAAAGAGCCCAACUGUCACAGGCUUCAAUGGAAAACGGCCCUCGUUGAUAAAGUUUUCACAGGUUCAGAUAUACGAGUUAGGGUAUGUCUGAUCAGAACUCCUGGUAGAACGACACUCAGGAGACCCGUCCAGCACGUCUACAAGCUCGAGUCACAAGAAAAAUAG
Messenger RNA from Ornithodoros turicata, 852 nucleotides. RefSeq lists its product as uncharacterized. The transcript is spliced from 2 exons. NCBI's taxonomy places the organism in Eukaryota, Metazoa, Arthropoda, Arachnida, Ixodida, Argasidae. Gene Ontology annotation, molecular function: nucleic acid binding. The record is from RefSeq and is a predicted model, not a curated record. The coding region runs from base 1 to 852 and encodes 283 amino acids.